Messenger RNA from Paramuricea clavata, 294 nucleotides. NCBI's taxonomy places the organism in Eukaryota, Metazoa, Cnidaria, Anthozoa, Malacalcyonacea, Plexauridae. The record is from the annotation of a GenBank genome assembly.
CUACUGAAAGGGGAGUACGACUCUCUGCUGCGCUGGCCUUUCCAACAAGAAGUAAAAUUCACUCUCAUUGAUCAACAAAACGACUUGGACGAACGUCGAAACAUCGUGAAAGUCUUGGCACCAGCUGGAAACAACGAAGGCGUAGUGAAUUUCCAGCGACCAAUCAAAAGUUGCAACACUGGCCGUGGUUAUGCCAAGUUCGUCCCGCAUGACGUCAUACGCACGCGCAGAUACAUCCGUGACGACAUGAUGUAUUUGAAGAUCGAAGUUGAGCCCACUGCGACGGUGGGAUAA